GUCACGUGCUUGUGCGGGUGGGGGCGGAAGUGGAGCUCUUGUCUUCCUUUCCCAUCCCACCCCACCUUCGCUCGGAUACUGAAUGGAACUGGCGCUGCGGAGCCCCCCCUCACUGCCUUUAACAGUCAGUCCUUCAGGACAGCAAUGGAUCACGCUGGAGCCACUGAGGGCCCUGGACAAGCCAGAAGACCCUCCAGUUCGUCCUCUGGGACACCCAUGGGUGCCGAGGGACAAACAGCACAGAGGCCCAAAGUAAAGAUAACUCCCUUCCACAGCUCACCCAUAGCCAGUAGUGAUGGAGGUCAUCGCAGCAAACGAUCAGGAGCAGUUUUUGGGAAACCACUGGCAUCUCCUGGCAGCCUGUUUCUGGACACACCUGGUGGGCUGACUGCUCCACCUGUUGGACAGAGACUUGCUGCUUCUGCUGCUGCUGCUGCUGCUGCUGCUUCUGCUGCUGCUGUUGCUUCGGCUUCUGCUGGGAGCCCAGAGGGACAAACUCACAGUUCAGGCACUUUAUUCGCCACUACAGGAGAAAAAACACCUGUUGUCAAGCCUGGAGGCAAGAAGGCCCCAAAGUCAAGCCUGAUACAUUCACAGAUGUCUGGACCACCAUCUAACACUGAGCUUUGUCACAGCCAGAAAGGCAAAGAGGGGAAAGCUGUCUUCACGUCCAUGAAACCUCAGUCAGCUGUGAAGAGGAAGAAGAGGAAGAUGGGAAUGUACAACCUGGUCCCCAAGAAGAAAGCCAAGGCCCUUAAACAGCAGGAGAAGAAAGAGCAGCCAGGAGCCUGCGUGGAGAAGAACCCAGCUGUAGCAGAGGAGAAGCCAGUAAUUCUACCAGAGACUCUGAAUGCUGUCAGAAAUGAAAUGCUGCUGGAGGUUGAACCUGGAGAUGGCAGCCAUGUUGAAUACACUGAGCUGGCUUUGGACUAUCUGGACCUUAAAGCUCAGGAAGAGCUGCUCUUACCCCCCCUGUCAGGUGUAGCAGCAAAUGCUGAGGUGACAGAAACAGACUUGGCUGAGGAGUUACCGCUGUGCUGCUGUCGGAUGGAGACUCCUCACAGUGUAGGCAGCCUGUCCACACUGGAUCAGACCUGCAUGGCCAUGGAGAGCAUGGAUGGAAUGCUGAGUCGUUGCCAGAGGCGUGUGAUGAAGCAGGAAAUGAUGCGACCCUCGAACACGGUCCAUCUGCUGGUUCUGUGUGAGGACCACCGGGCUGGCAUGGUCAAGCACCAGUGCUGCCCUGGCUGUGGACUCUUCUGCAGGGCGGGCACCUUCAUGGAGUGCAGGCCACAUGGCAGCAUCUCCCACCGCUUUCACCGCGACUGUGCCUCCAUUUUGAAGGAUCUCAAGUUUUGCCCCCACUGCGGAGAGGAUGCCAGCGGGGCAAAGGAGAUCACAAUGUUAAAGGCUGCACCGUCACCCUCUGUACCCAGAUCCAAGCCCGGGCCAUCACUUCCAGCUGUUCCCACUGUAGCCACCCUGCCAUCCGUACCAACCACGCCUGCUGUUCCACAGAUACUCAGAGCUAAGAAGACCAGCAAGCCACAGAGGAGCAGAGAUGAGAGCCCGAGCAGUUUAGAGGGCGAGGCUGUGUGUGCUGCAGAUAGAGUACCUAAAGAGUCACUGGAGAAUAUUCUAAUGGCACUGGAUGAUGAGAACCUGAAACCAAAGAAAGUGAAGUAUCCAACUAGACAACUGUACAUCUCUGCAAAACAAGGAGAGCUCCAGAAGGUCAUUCAUCUCCUAGUUGCUGGGAAGGACCCCAACUUUUCGAUGGAGGGCCAAAACAGAGGCACCCCCCUUCAUGCAGCAGCUGCUGAGGGUCACCAAGAGAUCUGCCACAUGCUGGUCCAGGUGAGGAGAUUACAAGACAGGCCUAAUACAAAAGGCUUUGUAAAUAUUAUGACAUUUAAGCUUUUAUUAUCUUUUAUUUUGACCUCAUAUUUUGUCCACUUCUGCUGUGCAAUAUUUGCCCCAUAUUUCCUCUACCACCCCUGGGUGGAGUCUCCACUCCCCAGCGGGAGGCGUCUGGCGGGAGAGGUAGCCACCACGUUCUGUUGUCCUGGCAAGUACAUGGCCUUGAGGCUGGCCAAGCGGGAGAAAGCCCAUACCAGGAGUCGCCAUGCGACCUGUAGCGACGUGGCCGACCUGCCUGCUGCGCUGCUGGGCCGAACAGCUCCCCUGGUACUACAGGGAGAGUGCGUAGGGCCCUCCUGCCUUGCUCCAAAAGCGGUGAUUGGGCCAGCCAGACCUGGCGACGAGCCAAGGUCUGUCCUUGCAGAGCUGGCUGCAGGAAGCCCUUGUAGACAGGGCAUCGUCAUCCAAUCCUUGAGGGGUGGGGCUCCCGGCUGGGCUGUCCACACUGCUUGCAGCCCCCCUGCCUGGCUGAAGUGCUCUGUAGCUCCUACCAGAGGGGAAGAGCUGGAACAGAUUGUGUACAGGGUGGGAGACGUACACUGUAUUGAUGCGAGACUCUUUGGCAACGUCAGCCGCUUCAUCAACCAUCUGUGUGAGCCCAACCUGCUGGCUGUGAAGGUGUUCACCAUGCACCAGGAUCUACGUUUCCCCAGGAUAUCCUUCUUCUCCAGCAGGCCCAUCAAAGCUGGAGAGCAGAUAGGGUUUGACUAUGGUGAUCACUACUGGAGGGUGAAGAGCAAGUACUUCACCUGCCAGUGUGGUUCCCUCAAGUGUCUCCACUCAGCUGCUAGCAGAUAGAAACUCACUGAUGACCACUGAUCCCUCUUCCUGCCUGGACACAGUCUUCUGCUGUGACAUCUCUAAUGUCAGAAACACUGCCUUCUGAACCAGACACCAUCUAAGAGUGAUGCUUUGAAAAUGGAUAUAAAAAGGAUUUCACUUGAAUUCCCAAUUUUAAACCAGCAAAUGAAAGAUAAACAUUGUUAAAAUUUGUCAUCUCAGAGCACAGGAUCUAACUUAUUUAUACACCUAAUACGGUAAGGUAAAUAAGGUUUUCUAUAAACAGAACACUGCAGCUUGCCACCAGUUUGAAAUACUGUACAUAAGAGUGGGUUUAACAAGUUUUAAAGAGCCAGCGGUCUGGUUAAAACAUCUUAACAUGUGAUUUUACAUUAAUGGACUCUUUUAAUACUACAAAGUGUAAUAUUUGUGGAUUAAUGAAGUGAAGUAAUGUUUGUUUGGAAGUCCGAUCUCUUCUGUAAUCAUGCUUUUUACUGCAUAUCGAUUUAGCAAUUAAACACAUUUUUAAAGCAUCA
Messenger RNA from Micropterus salmoides (largemouth bass), 3236 nucleotides. RefSeq names its product histone-lysine N-methyltransferase EHMT1-like. Bases 145 to 2718 code for a protein of 857 amino acids. NCBI's taxonomy places the organism in Eukaryota, Metazoa, Chordata, Actinopteri, Centrarchiformes, Centrarchidae. The record is from RefSeq and is a predicted model, not a curated record. Gene Ontology annotation, molecular function: histone methyltransferase activity; p53 binding; protein-lysine N-methyltransferase activity. The transcript is spliced from 17 exons.